Molecule: messenger RNA, 1818 nt
Organism: Haliotis rubra (blacklip abalone)
Lineage: Eukaryota; Metazoa; Mollusca; Gastropoda; Lepetellida; Haliotidae
Molecular function (GO): protein binding
Source: RefSeq, a predicted model, not a curated record
AUGGAUGAAUAUAAGACAGUAGCAAAUGCCAACCGCCAGUCCGGAGCACUCUAUCAGGGCAUCACUAUGGCUCGGGAAAUGGGUCUGCCGGAGAACCAAAUACGAGCUGCCAGAGUUCAGAACAUUCCCGAUGAAAUCAAAGCCUUACCCUACUUCUAUGCAAAAUUUGGUGACAGCAAAAUUGUAAGCAACAAGAUAUGUGGAGCAACAUGCGCAGGGCCUGGGUACUACUUGCUGCGUCUUAGCUCCAAGGGAGAUAACUAUUUGUCUCUUUCAGUCAGCAUUGCAAAUUCUUCUGUACGGCAUGUAAAUGUAGUCAUUGAGAGACGACCAGCUUUGAAGUACUUCAUUGUGGAACAGGUGAAGUUCAACAGCUUCCAUGAACUCUGCACUUACUACCAUACCCACCGAAUCUGUAAUCUGGAGCAGAUCGAGAACGUCAAACUCUUACACCCAAUAAACCAAGGGGCAGACUCAAAGGAAGACUAUGCACUACCAUCGUCACCUGUAAAUGGAGCAGGAGUACCCAUUCCUCUCAGAAAGGGUUCUGACACAAGCCUGCCCAAAACACCUAGCUCGGGUCAGUUGACAGCGAGGUUUGACUAUGUAGAGGAACUUCCUCCAAUUCCCGUGUCAAGCGGUCGGCCACGGAAAGACAGCAACCCUUCGCGACCUCUACCAAAGACACCAAAGUCGAGUAGUGAGACACGCCCCCCUUGUCCACCUCCUCCAGGAUAUGAAGGCAACUCGGAUCUGUACUACUCCCGCCCGAGGGAUGUGAGCAAAAAUAGGAUCGAUGAACUUCGACAGAUUUUAAAAGAUUCUGAAAUGUGUGAUUGUGGUGUGAACUUAAGUGACUCUGAACUCCCUCAGGGCUGGACCUUACAUAAGAGUCACGACGCGGCAUCAUAUGGUUGCCUCUUCUACCAAAGUAACCAAGGAGACACAACUUGGAACCUUCCUCUACACAUUGUGCCAGAAAUCACUCCCAAGAUGAAGAAAAUCAUCAUUGAUUUGAGUCAUCAGAGCGGGAAGACACCCCCAGCAGUGUUAUUCCCGCCAUAUCAAGAACAGAUGAGGGGGCGAACAGAUGGUGGCCAGCGGAAUGGGGUGGGCACUAUGUUUGGACCGGGAGGAGGGGCAAGGAAGCGGGGUGAUGAAGGUUGAUCUUGGUUGCCUUUCUGUUACUCUUUGUUUUAGCAUCCUGACAUUUUUAGAAAUCCACACAAGGAUGUUGUUUCUCUUGAGUUAGUCGUCUUCCAUAGCGUUGAAUGUUGGCUGAGAAGAUUCGGUGGUGACAGUGCUUUUGACAAGUUUGACCAUACCACAUCACCGUAGUGUUGAAAACUGUCAAAUGACUUACUUAAAGGGGGACUAUACUCCACAUUCUGGUGACAAUGUCCAAUACAGAUCUAGAUCUCUUUAAGCCAAGAUGUUAUCUGUGUAAUAUAGGAAAUCAUUUGUUUCUAUAUCGAUACACACCUUGAAGAUUGAGUUAGGAGAGACAUAAACAUGAUAAAAUCAGAUUUGAUUUGAAUCAAUUUGACUAGGACUUUGAAUAGUGUGGAAACAAGCUCUUACUGAAGUAUGGGGAGAUGAGGAAACCUAGAUUUGAAAGCACUGCCUUGGCACACCAAGGACCUGGUUUUGGUUCCCCAUGUGGGUAGAAAAUGUGAUACCGAUUUCUGAUGUUCCCUUUCGCCCUGUGAUAUGGCUGGAAGUGUCGUACAUUGUCGUACAUUGGUAAGACAACAAAACUUACAACAUCAGAGGCUUCAAUGAAAGGUUGUUAUACUCUGAUUGAAUGAUUGUAUCGAA